AUGCGGCCUGGAAAACGUCAAAAGAUGGCAUCAUCUUCAAAUUUGGAAUACAUUAUCACCCAUGUCUUCCUCCCGCCAAAGUUACCUCAAGAGGACGACCGCGAUCCCAAGCAGGAUUUGGCUCUGAUAGAGGAAUGCAGGGCAGCGUUGAGGUUAUUUCGAGCACGCCUCUCUGGCAGAGAGCGUUGGCGAUGGGUGGCUCCGAUAUUGAUGCUGAGUAAGAUGCUUGAGCUAAGGGAUGCAUCUGGAGAUAUGCUCUCUGAAAAGGUUGAAUUAUUCCUGGAGGCAAUGCAGGGUACAGGCGUGCUCGCCUUUCACAUCCGCAGCCAGAAUGCGGGUCUCAUCGUCCGAAGAUUACCGCAACAAGUCUCGUUCGAGUCUUUCGAACUCUCCCCAACAACCCAUGCCGUUAUGACGACGAAGGGCCGGCUGCGGCGAUGUUUUCCAGGCCCGGUAGUUGCAGUAGGGCAGGACAGGUUCGCCGAUCCCUCCUUCCGCAAAGCGCUUGCACAACUCCUCGCAGAAUUGGAUGCCAACACGCCAAAGGAGGCUUGGCCGGUUGUCGUAAAAGCACACUCCCGGACCCCUGAGGUUCGAGACUCAUUGCAUCCGAAAUUCCUUACUGAGAUGCUCACCGGCAUCUUGCGCGGUAUUGGACAGCCAGUCGAUGCGGCUCGGAUUCACAAGCGCACACGCGACGACGUCUUGUGGAACAAUGCCCUGAAGCCCUGGCGCCGAUCACCCCUCUGGCUCCUGCUUCGCGUUGCACUCCAAACAAGCCUUCGGACAGAUUCAGAUGAUCUUCACAAGUGGUACAAAUCGUUCAUGAUCUUCUUCAUGACCCAUAUCUUACAGCGGUCUUUGCAGGCGUCUCUGCCAAGCGAGAUUCUGUUCGUCAUGGCGGCCAAGAUUAGCCGGCGGAUUCUCAAACUCGGCAUUGAAGAUAAGGCGUCCUGGAUGCCGUAUGUGCAUGAAACGAUUGAAGCUGCGCAUCUGGAGCUGGCCAAAAGAUGGAGGAUGAUAGAGCAGAACCUAGACCCUCUCGGAACACAAGGAGCUUGGAAUCCUGCAGAGCUGUCUUUCUACCGUGACACCCGGUUGACUAUUUCAACGCUGCGCCCUUACCUGGCGGGCAUCGCGACUCGCGAGAUGACACUCUCAGGCCAUGGCAGCUUUACGUCUGGCUGUCAUCUACGUAUCAAGCAAUAUAGCUCAACUUUCCCACAGUUCCAGCUCCUGGUGGCGGGUGCCGCCCGCUUGUUCCUCGCGGACCUGGAACUCUGGGUGCAAGACUGGCUUGAUGGUUGGCUGGGAGCGAAUUGGGACUCGCCGUCAACCUGCACGUGUCUGGCAGAGUUGAUCGAAAACUACACUACAACGGCGACUUCUAUCUAUGCCGGGAACCCGGAGGACAUCUCAUUAAUGCUGCUUACCUCCAUGGAUCUAUGGGUCGCCCUAGACAAGUGUGCAACUCUUCACGAGUCGUUACUGAGCAGGUAUGAUCCUGGGUUUCCGCCGUCACUGUUUACCCCGCUGUUGCUGCCCAAGAAGUCGCAGAUGGAGCGAUUGGCACGUGUGGAGCAGUAUCUCGCGCGAAGGAAAAACGGAUCUGUUCAUGAGUCCUCUUUGAUCUUCCAAGAUAUCAACGCGCGGGGUAGUUUUGCAGUGCAGUACUUCGGCCGGUCCCAGCGCCAUCAAGACUUACGACGGGAGAUUGAGGCCGCGGCAGAGAUUGAGCGGGACCAGAAGAAGCGAGAGCUUAGGGAGCAACGUCAACUGUAUAAUCGCCUGAAGCGACAGUCCGACGCCAUGAGCUGUGAAUACAUCACUCAAUGGUCUGGCCGCCGCCAGACUUCUUACCACGACCCGCAUUGCCAAAAAUGCCGGGUGAAGAGGAGUGCUGAGAGUCUGGAAAUUGUUGUUCAUGAGUGGCCGCUUCCAAACGGUGAGUUGGAGGCGAAGUCGGCAGUGUUCGAACUUGACGUCCCAACUGUGAUAGCCAAGUGGCGGGACAUAACAUACACUCUUCUUGUCGAUGUCUUCUCUCCACCGACCCUCGACAAUUCUCAGCGAGUCAAUAUGAUAUACUGCCUCCACGGGUUCAGCGGCUUAAGCAGAUACGUUCGAUCCCAGACUGGAAGGCUCCAACUCGCAUCUAUAGCAAAGCCAUUCGUCGUGGCCCACUACGGCACCAAGAAGAUCCCUCUAGCCACCGAAGAGAAUAUUUGUGUUCACCACGGCUUGCGCUAUUCUAUGUAUGACUCAACAUUAAUGCGGUGGACAGCGGAUCUCCUUGAUCGGUGCGAUGUACGGAGAUUAUGCACUUUUCAGCUCCCAUCCGGACAUUAUGGAACGCUGCAAUACGCGUUAGAUGGAACCACUCAUACCUCUAAUGAAGUUCUUGCAACCCAAGCGGAGUGCCCGAAGGGGCUGAACUUGCAUGAGUUCUAUGCCUUUGCCACUUUGCGAUCCGGUAAUCGACUACAAUGGCGCAAUAUGGCACGUGAGCUUGUCGCCCGGAUCCUUAACUUCAACCAUGAGGAGACCUACUUGUUAGUAGUACAAGCAGCGUGGCAGGCUGGCCGGUCUCGAGACGGGCGCUAUCUCCGAGAAUCGCACGUCGACUUAGACGAAGAAGAGUUUGGAAGUUCUCUACUCUCCGUGUUGGGAGAAGCGCUCGGGACCGUUGAGGGUAACUGGCAGGGUGCUGUAGCAGUCCGCACUUUCGUUGCUCUUGCGACUCGAUUGCUCUCUAUGUCCUCUCGCGGCAUAGUUCGCACUGGUUGCUAUCUCUUUCUCCGGCGAGCACGGCAAGUCACGCUUGAGUGGACCCGAGAUGUGGGCCAGCUGCUUCAUGAAGCGGGCGAUGCCGAGGAAUUGAAGACCUUGAAUCUCCGGGUGCUCGAAAUGGCUCUGACUUGCCAUAGCACUUUGAAUGUGGACAAGGAUCAUCUCUCUGCGUUACUGAAUUCCGAAGAGGAUAUUGCAGUCGUGACUGAAUGCUCUAUCGUUGUCCACGAUCGCUGUCCCGCUGUGACAGCGCGCCUGCCUCGGGCAGUGAAGACCAUGCUAGAGCGACAUGAGAAGCUCUGUCACCUCCUGGAACCGAUCCUGCGUGAAAAGAUACUCGCGGAAAGAGGUGGCAUCGACAGCACGUUACGUCGCGUUUGGGCGGGAUAUCGUCCAGGGCGCCCCUGGGCCACCGUGGAGAGUCCAAGUGAAAGGUGGCUGGUGACUGAGACGUCCACUGAGGGAGGCUUCUCUCGGAUGAUUGUUUACUACAAUGUCUUGGAUGGGAGUUUGCUUGUCAACGGAUUGCCACUUACCCGACUUCCCGGACAUUAUGAAUUGCACAGUACUUACCGUCGGCUGUUUGGCGAGAAAGUUCUGGAGGUCAUCCCUUCAACAAUGACAGGAAUGGCUUUUGAGACGCGGAAGGAGGUUUGCGGGCAACAAAUGCACUUCCGCAUGUGCGGCCCAGAGCUCAUCAUCCGGACUCGCCAACUGAAAAAGGUCUGCGAGUUGCUCCCUAUACACGCUUUGCACGACAAUUUCCCAGCAGCCUUUGUGCAGGACUACGCACACUGGUUGGACAUCGACACCGGGGUAAUUGAAUGGCGUCCAUUGGGGCAUGCAUGGACGUCGUGGCCAGACAACUGGCAGAUGAGGGCCGAUGGCCAAGAGGUUGCUCUGAGCUGCGGCGCAAAACGGUUAAUAGACAUUCGCAGUCCCACGGCCAAGGCCAUCUCCCGGAUCCUGGGUCCGCUGGAAUAUGCAACCCACAUCCAUGUGAUACUGGACUGCGGGACGGAAACGUUGGAGGUGAACUUGCCGCGAGUGAGGCUUGAUUUCUCCCUCCAGAAUCACGGGAACUUGCUUGUGUCGAAGCAAUUCCGGGGAAUGGCAGUGGACGAGUGCCAAUCCUUUGGCGCAUUGACAGGACUCGUUAACAAGCUCGUCUUACGCGAGGUUGAAGGAUCAUCGCGGUCCGUCAUUGUCCCACACGGCCACGUUUCCUUCUCGCGAGAUGGUCAUCACGUGCGGGUGAAUAUUGACACAACCUCGGUCGCUCACGUCAAGUAUCACUCAUACCACAUUGAUAGUCAACUCGGACGACUCAUCGAUAAUGGCAACCUGAGGAGCAGGCUCUUCAGAUUGUACCUUCAUGCUACGACGGCGCACUGUCUGGUCGACCACCUUACCGGGAGGACAGGCACCGAGGAAGCCCUCUACGGUCUCGCAAGUGCUGCCACCCGAUCAUUUGUCGAACUCGAGCCUGAGGAUGCUGAGCUUCUGAGAAUGCUUGCACGAUUGACUCCGCGGCGUCAAUAUUACCCAGAGUAUCUGCGGGUAAUGCAGCAAGUAGAUUGGGAGACGUUAUCUCCCCUCUCGCAACACUGCGCUUUCUCUGUACAGGUAGCAUCGAUCUUUAGCCAAGCCAAGGCGUCCUAUGUGUUCCGAGAACAGCCUGCCGAACUGCCGAUCUCUGAGACCCGUGGCGAGCAUGACCUGCUGGAAAGGGCCGCUAUCCGAGAUUCAUCAUUCCAAACAUACGGCUUUGGCGCCGAGGCGUACACUACAGACCACGAUACCAGAUACCCCUCCCGAGAUCAGGUCUUUAAUGGCGCCCGAGAGCUUCAGACUUGUCGCACUGCGAAGCUUGUAGACAACUGGUCUACAAACCUCACAAUCUGCCCACGGUUGCUCUCUGAAAUAGAGUCGUGGGGCGAGCCGAUUCUAGGUCCUGGCCUGGCAAACAACUUAACACUAGGCUUUGACGUCAAGUGGCUCGGUCCGCCUGCCAAGUUUCUCCCGGACGACUGGUGCACUCUCCACAGCAUCCUCUCCGGAAAGCGGGAGAGAUUGACCAAGGUGACAGGAGGACACGUGCGGCAGUUUCAUGAAUGUCCUGAAUCCGAUCUGCCCAACCUCCCAUUUGAGAUGCAGCACAUUGCUGAUCAGCGCCGAAGAGAGGAACACGAGGUGGCAAAAGGAGAGAAGAUCCGGAGGUUUGUGGAGGAUCUCAUCACGCAGUGGCCUCGAGCCAACAUCUCUACUCCUCCAGAUCCCAAUCACAGAACCUAUAUCUUGGUGGAUGAUGCAACGGCGAGUGCGCGGGCCUGGUUCCAGAGCUGGCACCGCAAUGCUCAAUUUCAAAGAUACGUCCAACGAGCACAAAAUAUUCUAAACGACCUGGCUCCCGAGUCCCAAAACCUGGAGCAUUACUCAUUUUCGCCGCCGGUUGAUGGAUACGUCUCUAUGCGGGCCCAUAUUAACUUUGAGGACCUCACAAGCAACCCCGCUCCGUGGCUCCCGACAGCUGACCAAGGCGACUUUGAUGGAUGGAUUGUUCCGAGUAAUAAAGAGAAUACGGAUCAUGCCAAGCUCAGAGAACUCCUGGCUCAUGUGUCUGCCCAAUGUUCUUCUGGGCAUGAGCAACGAUACGCCAGUGACCUGUUCAAGAGUUUCGAAGCGUUGCGUGAGGAUACGUCUGUCGAAUUGAGCUUACCACAAGAAUCGACUGAGUUAUUGGAAGCACACCUUAUGCGAGCUCAUCGCUACGUUAAAACUAUCUAUCAGAGUAUCUGCAGCCAGUUGCAAAUUGGCCAUGAUCUCGUUCGGAAAGCACAGAUGUUACCCCGCAUAUCCCAGACUUCAAUCCUCUCACACUUGGCGAGCGACAAAGUUGCAGCUCUCCCCGAUGGCUGGAAGAGGUGCUUAGUAGCGUAUGGACUCGCCAUCGCGGCCCUUCAACGUGCAGAACGACUUGUCGCGUCUCACGCAAACUUGGCAGAGCUCCUGACUGAACUCGAGAACCCUGGCCAUCAAGACUGGGAUCCAAUGAGGUACCCUGAAUGGCUUCUCCUUGAAGUCGAAAACAACAUCCAAAUACGGCAAGAACAGGCCCAGAUUGCGAGGGAAAUGAUGUCGCCAUCUUCCGGGUGCAAUUCUGUUAUGCAGCUGAACAUGGGACUUGGCAAGUCGUCCGUCAUCGUUCCCAUAACCGCGGUAGCUCUUGCAGACAGGACACGGCUUGUCAGGGUUAUUGUCCUCAAGCCUCUAGCGAUGCAGAUGUUUCAACUAUUGGUGAAGAAGCUUGGCGGCAUGCUGAACCGACGCAUCUUCUAUAUGCCAAUCUCGCGGUCUCUCAAGUUGGAUGCGUUCCAAGCCCGCCAGAUGUUCGAAUUAUAUCAAGAAUGCAUGCGGGCUGGCGGCGUUCUUCUCAUCCAGCCAGAGCACAUCCUUUCGUUUGGGCUGAUGGGAUUUGAGCAAGUCCUGUCUAGCAAGCCAGAGCUAGGCAACAUUAUAAUUCGGACACAGGACUGGUUGCGGGUAAAUUCACGGGAUAUCCUUGAUGAGAGUGAUGAGAUUCUGAGCGUGCGGUUUGAGCUGAUCUAUACUAUGGGCAUGCAACGCGCUAUCGAGUUUAGUCCAGAUCGUUGGGCUAUUAUCCAGCACGUCCUGGGGCUCUUGGGCCCCUCCGCGCACCAGGUACAUGAACGCUUCCCGCACGGCUUGGAAGUGGUACCGGCGCAGCCCGGCGGCUUCCCAAGGAUCCGUAUCCUUCAAACCCCGGCCGGCGAUGAGCUGUUGGGAAUUGUCGCCAGGCAGCUUUGUAAAGCUGGUUUGCCCGGAGUGCCUGUGCAAAACCUCCCCCCAAGAGUUCGAAAUGUCUUGUUCCAAUAUCUCACAGAUCCGGGGUUCAGCACUACGGCCACCCAGUCGCCCCAGGAAGCCGCAUUUGGUUCCGACACGGUGAGGAACGGUCUCCUCCUUCUGAAGGGCCUAUUCGCUGGUGGGAUCCUCAGGUUUGCCUUCGAGCAGAAGCGGUGGCGCGUCAACUACGGACUCGAUUAUUCGCGGACGAUGCUUGCGGUUCCGUAUCAUGCCAAAGACAGUCCAGCAACACGGGCUGAAUUCAGUCACCCUGAUGCCACGAUCGUCCUCACUUGCCUUUCGUAUUACUAUGGUGGCCUGUCAGACCAGCAGAUACAUGCUAGUUUCGAAGCGUUGUUGCAGUUCGACCACGCCCCAGAAGAGUACGCUCGAUGGGUGCAAGACGCUCCAGAACUGCCCACUGCGUUCAGACAAAUAACUGGUAUCAACCUCAGCAACGCGGGACAGUGCUCUCGAGAAGUGUUCCCACCGUUGCGGUUCGCAAGAGGCCUCAUCAAUUUCUACAUGUCAACCAUCGUCUUCCCGGCAGAGAUGAAGGAGUUCCCUCACAAGCUCUCGUCAUCCGGCUGGGACAUUGCGCGGGAGAAAGCGCACCCCACCACGGGUUUUAGUGGGACGAAUGACAGCAGAUACAUCUUACCGUUAUCCAUCACUCAAUGCGAUCUGCCGCCGCAGCUCUCAACAAAUGCCAAAGUACUCGAUUGCCUGUUGAGAUCCGAGAACUCCUUCGCAGACGUUAAGCAGUCAUCUGACACCGGAGUCCUGGACGCUGGCGUGCUGUUGAAGAUGGCCCUGGCAUUAGAUCCUCCUGUCCGCGUCAUUCUCGAUGUUGGUGCGCAGGUGUUGGAACUGGAGAACAAAGAGAUGGCGCGCACAUGGCUCUCCAACGUAUCAGAAUCUGCCGCCCAAGCUGUCAUCUUCUUUGACAACCGUAACGAGAUCUGCGUCUUGAGCCGCGAUGGGACGACAGAGCCGUUAUUAAUCUCCCCCUUCGCAAAGCAGAUGGAUCAGUGCUUGGUAUAUCUCGACGAGGUUCACACGAGAGGGACGGACCUCAGGAUGCCGGCGAAUUAUCGAGCAAUUGUGACAUUGGGCCCCGGACUUACCAAGGACCGACUUGUGCAAGCUUGUAUGCGAAUGCGAAAACUUGGAAAGGGACAGUCUGUCGUAUUUUGCGCUUCUAUGGAAGUUCAACGCAAGAUCCUCAAGUCCAGAGGCAGGAGCCGGGGCCCUAUCGAGGUUGCCGACGUCUUGAAAUGGUGCAUCGCAGGCACAUGCACCCACACGAGAAAGUGUAUCCCCUUGUGGGCGACUCAGGGGGUCCGACAUCAGCGUCGACACGUAGCGUGCGCUCAAUCUUGGGGCGCAGAAGGGGCUUUUCCGAGACACCUAGCUGCGUCACUGCUCGAAAAAGAGGCACAAAGCCUCCAAGAACGAUACGGAGUUAAAGGGACACAGCGGGAGGAACAGAUAUUGUUAGAGAACGUGGCGGAGGAGCUACUCGCUGCGCGUGGGAAACAGCUAGCGGAUAUCCGAGCCAAGUGCCGAGAAUUCGGCGUUGCAUCAUUUAGCACGGCGGCGCUGCAAGAGGAACAAGAGCGCGAACUCUCUCCGGAAAAUGAACGGGAGCAGCAGGUCGAGCUUCCGCCAGCCGCAACGCCAUGUAAGCACAGUGUCCACCGGGAUGUACGGCAUUUGAUCACACAUGGCGUCCUUGAACGGUCUUCGAAUGCAUUUCGACCAGCCUUUCAGACUCUUUGCAAUACCACCGCAUUCGACUGUUGCGAAAAAAAUGCGUGGCCAGAUGAUCUACUUGUCACAGCCGACUUCGCCCAGACGGUGCAGGCUUCGGCUGACGAACUGCUAGACUCGUUCUUGAGGCCGGUGCAUUGGGUCGUUAGCUGCAAGAAAGGAGAUAGGAUCGAAUCCGUGGUUCUGAGCCCAUACGAGGCUCAAGAGCUUCUACCGUCCGUAAGGCAGUACAAGCACGUGAUCCUUCACGUGUAUUCUCCGCGCCUCAGUGUGUCUGUGCGGACGUUGGAGGACCUCUCAUUCUGUACUGUUCCGACCGUCCCCGAAUCCUGGUCAACCCCCGCUAUCGUCAAACAACUUAAUUUAUUCGCUGGUCAGCUGUACAUUCGAACUUACGAGGAGUACGAAUUGCUAUGUGGCUUCUUAGGACUCUGCUCUCAACCCCCCGAUAAUCAUAUGGAGGUCGCAUAUGAUGGGUUCAUUACCCCGCCGAAUAGAUUCCGGUCGGGCGUUAUCAUGGCCCCAAUAUGUCCGUUCAUGAUCAGCCCAGUGGCAUUCCUAAGAACUUUUAUGGCAUUGAGGAGGAAAGGGCAGAGUUUUACUGCUUCACACUUUGGAAGGAUUCUGAAUGGAGAGUUGAUUUCAAGGGAGCACUUUCAGGGUGAGCUCCUUUUGUCAAGACCCGUACCGAUAAGGCGGCAUGAGUUUCGGUGA
Messenger RNA from Hyaloscypha bicolor E, 9144 nucleotides. RefSeq lists its product as uncharacterized. The record is from RefSeq and is a predicted model, not a curated record. The coding region runs from base 1 to 9144 and encodes 3047 amino acids. The transcript has 6 exons. NCBI's taxonomy places the organism in Eukaryota, Fungi, Ascomycota, Leotiomycetes, Helotiales, Hyaloscyphaceae.